CGAACCGUCUCAUCUCCGCGUCUCAGCUUCCAGCAGCCUGGUCCCCGUGGCUGUCUUCUCCGACUUCGAUUCGACAAACCCCCGGAUUUCGCUUAGCCCAUCAUGUCCUACGCCCAUCUCGGGGCCCCGACCGUGUUUAACGGAACAGGCUCCAAUGGAGGCGAUCCCAGGACCGAAAAUCUGAACCAAUGGUAUCAAUCCGGAGACCAGGCCUUCAUUCUGGUGGCCGCCUGUAUGGUGCUUAUCAUGGUGCCUGGCGUUUCCUUUCUCUAUUCGGGUCUCGCUCGCAGAAAAUCCGCCCUCUCCAUGCUCUGGGUCACGAUGAUGUCCUUUAGUGUCAUCGUCUUUCAAUGGUACUUUUGGGGUUACUCUCUAGCCUUCAGCGCGACCUCCAAAAAUGGAUACAUCGGCAACCUCAACCACUUUGGGCUUCAGAGAGUCCUGGCCACACCCUCUAUUGGAUCCCCCCUCGUCCCCGCCCUCCUCUACUCGUUCUACCAGAUGAUGUUCUGCGCCGUUACCGCCUGCCUGACAGUUGGAGCCGUCGCCGAGCGUGGCCGCGUCGUCCCGAGCAUGGUCUUCUGCUUCUUCUGGGCCACUCUAGUCUACUGCCCCAUGGCUUACUGGGUAUGGAACCCCAACGGCUGGGCUUUCAAGAAUGGAGUCCUCGAUUAUGCGGGCGGUGUCCCUGUCGAGAUCGGUUCCGGUGUCUCGGCUCUCGCUUAUUCCUGGGUCCUUGGCCGCCGAAACGAAAAGAUGAUGAUGAACUUUCGACCCCACAACAUCUCUCUCAUCACCCUCGGCACCGUUCUUCUCUGGUUUGGAUGGCUGGGAUUCAACGGCGGAUCUGCCUUCGGAGCCAACCUUCGAGCCGUCAUGGCUUGCUGGAACUCAUGCCUCACGGCCAUGUUUGCGGCCAUGACUUGGUGUCUCCUUGAUUUCCGUCUUGCCAAGAAGUGGUCCAUGGUCGGCUGGUGUUCCGGAACCAUCUCCGGUCUUGUUGCUGCCACUCCUGCAUCUGGCUUCAUUACUCCAUGGGCUAGCAUCAUCCUGGGUGUUGUUGCUGGUAUCUGCUGCAACUUUAGCACCAAGAUCAAGUUCCUUAUCCGCAUCGACGACUCUCUCGACGUUUUCGCUGAGCACGGUAUCGGUGGCAUGGUUGGCCUCAUCUUCAACGCUUUCUUCGCCAGCGGUAGCAUCAUUGGCCUCGACGGAGUCAACAGUGGCGCCAUUGGCGGCUUUCUCGACCACAACUACAAGCUCAUUGGAUGGCAGAUUGCUGCCAUCGUUACCGCUUCCGCCUAUGCCUUUGUCAUGUCCGCCGUCAUCGCCAAAAUCAUCGAUCUCAUUCCUGGUCUCAAGCUGCGCGCCUCUGAGGAAGCCGAACUUCUCGGCAUGGACGACGACCAGCACGGCGAAUUCUCAUACGAUUAUGUCGAAGUUCGACGUGACUUUUUGGCCUGGAGCCCCCACCGUGACGAGCCUGCCCACGAAAGCACAAUCUUGAUUGAGCCUACGCACGGUAUUCAGGAGCACGCGAAUAUGGCUCGCUCUGCUAGCCUGGCCGAGACUCAUAUGGAGGAGCCAAAGGCCGUAUCUUUGUCUGACGCUGGAAGAGACCGUCCGGGUAGCACCGAGGGCACCGAAGGCAGCCAAAGUAACGAGAAGCGUGACUAGAGUUGCGUGUCUCUAUGCUUUGCCCUCUCUUUUCUUUUUACAUAUUGGGGGUUAUACAAAAGCCUUUUCUUGUUUCUUGUAACAUUAUUCGCGUCGGCAUUUUUAGUUCGGGCGACACUGUAAUUUUCUGACGUUAUAUACACUUGUUUUGGGUAUCAUGAAUCAGCGGGCGUUUUGGAGCGUUAGCCCCGUAGGAUAGACGGGUCGGAAUGGGUUAUAUAGAGUGCGAGCAAUUUUGGAGAUACCAUUCGUGCGGAAGACUAUGAAAGAAUAAAUUUUAUAUUAUACUACACU
This is a messenger RNA of Trichoderma atroviride IMI 206040, 1971 nucleotides long. RefSeq lists its product as uncharacterized. Gene Ontology annotation, biological process: ammonium transmembrane transport. Lineage: Eukaryota; Fungi; Ascomycota; Sordariomycetes; Hypocreales; Hypocreaceae. Gene Ontology annotation, cellular component: plasma membrane. Gene Ontology annotation, molecular function: ammonium channel activity. The record is from RefSeq and is a predicted model, not a curated record.